Messenger RNA from Blumeria graminis f. sp. triticale, 141 nucleotides. Lineage: Eukaryota; Fungi; Ascomycota; Leotiomycetes; Helotiales; Erysiphaceae. The record is from the annotation of a GenBank genome assembly.
AUGACUAGCCGAUAUGUGGUAAGCUAUUAUCCAAUAUCGGAGUUAACCAUCUACUAUGUGUAUAAGAGAGACAGUUCCAACUUCAAAGUUUAUUUUCAGAUCAAGAGCUUCCCAUAUCAUUCGAAGAAGACUGCUUCAUAA